Molecule: messenger RNA, 2013 nt
Organism: Scomber japonicus (chub mackerel)
Lineage: Eukaryota; Metazoa; Chordata; Actinopteri; Scombriformes; Scombridae
Gene: cenatac
Product: centrosomal AT-AC splicing factor
Exons: 11
Coding region: 105-1187 (360 amino acids)
Source: RefSeq, a predicted model, not a curated record
UUAGCUAGGAGAAAUAAGACCGCACAGAAAGCUUAGUUAUUUCCCUUCAGUCAUUCCUUAACUCAGCUUUUAGUGUGUUUUUUAAGUUUCUACAUGCUGUCUAAAUGGGCGCGUUUUACUGUGCCAUAUGUAGGCAGACGACAUUCACGGGAAAGGGACACAUCUUCGGAAAAAAUCACCAGAGCAGGCUGAGAGUAGUUCUUCUUAAAUUCUUAGAAAAGGUGAAGGAAGCCCGUCGAACACUGAAAAAACCUCAAGUAGAAAAGUUUGAUUGCACUCAGCACAAGGAGACAUUCUGGUGCUACUGCUGUGCGCUUGAAAUUGAAAGAAAUGUUACAGACAACAACAUGACGGUGCUGUACGGAGGCCUAUUAGAGCACAUGGCCACCCCAGACCACAGGAAGAACACACACAAGUUCUGGUGGGAAAAUAAGGCCGACCCCAAGCUCAGAGACAAGGUCCUCAUCUCAGAAGAGGAAACUGAAAGGUUUAAAGUCGAGGUGGAAAAAGUGUUGGAAACAUUUGUGGAGAAGGAAGAUGAGUUCAUUAAACAGCAAGCUGAUCACAUCCGGGCCCAGGAGAAGAAUCGUCAAGAGGUCCUUCAGGCUCUUUUAGAGCGUGACGCAGAGCCAGAGUCAUCCAAUGGACCCAACAGCACAGACAUGUCUGCAGAUGAUGCCAUCAGCUCUCAGUUUACUGCUCAGGGGUCAGACCAGCAGGCGGGAAGCAGCUUUGUCGACUCGAUGGUUGAACUACCGUGGGCUGCAACGGGACAAGGCCUGACUUUCAUAGGUUAUCAGGAUUCAUCAAAUAGUGGAAAUGUUCACACAGGAGCCGUCCCUCCUUGGCUUCAGGACGAUCCUGUGGAGGGGACCUCCAAAGCUGAAACACAUCUGGAGAUCGGACCAUCGCUCCAAGAGUUCCUCAAACAGAAGGAGCAAGAGAAGCUAAGGAAGCUUCCACCCAACAGAGUGGGGGCCAACUUUGAUCACAGCUCACAUACAGAUGCCAACUGGCUCCCAUCGUUUGGCAGAGUGUGGAACAGUGGCCGACGCUGGCAGUCCAGGCACCAAUUCAGACAAGAGGAAGGUCAGAAGAACAGACAGAAGAGGAAGAAGGAGCACGGCACAGAGGGGUCAAAGAAGGCUAAAACGACUGAACAGCCGACAAAUUCUGACAGCAUUUAAAAUGGAGUAUGUUGUGUUGGAGUGGAGAGAUGUAUGGAUAGUUUGCAACAUGUGAAUGAGGUGUUCUACUGUUUGUGAAGAAUUGUACUGAGCAGAAAUGCCCAGUGUGUGUAUAUAUGGGAAAUUGUAUGUAACAUUUAUAACAUAAUUAGAAACACAUUCCAGUUUUCAGUAUAAAUAUUAACUUAGCAUAUUAAGGAGUAUCUUUUGGAUAUAUUUAUGCUAAAAGUUACAUUUUGAUAAAUUAUUUUUUGUAUAAAACUUUAUGGUCCAACUUCACCAUAGCAUUUCUAAAUACUACCAAUUACCAAUACUCUGAGGCACACUCAUAAAUGAAAUCAAUCAAUCAAUGGAUUGAUCAAUCAAUGGAUUGAUUGACAGAAAACCUUCAUUUCAAGUACUUAUCCUGCCUAAAUUCUCCCAGCAGCAAGUUUAUUGAGGAUGUGACUGUUUUAGCAAGUAAGCAACAGGGGGCGCCAGCCACUCAACUAACAUAGGCACCUACCAUUUGAUGAGAUAAGAGCUGACAUAAAGGCACUCUAAAAAAAAAGCCAACUCUCAGAUAAUUACAUGGUAAAAACCUAAACUGUAGUAUCCAGUUUGAAGAAUGUAUGUCCCAGUGUGGCAAAAAAAAUUGUUUCCAAGACCAUGAACAAUAAACGCCAAAAGAUGAACUUUCAUUUCCCUUUUCAGAUAAUGUUACGCCUGGAAAGGCUUAAAGGCUGCAUAUAUCCAAAUGUGUGUGUCACUUUGAGAUAAAAUGUGAUAAACUAUCUGAAAACAAUUAUGAAUGUGCAAAUAAGUAUCUUCUCUUUUUGUCAAUAGA